This is a messenger RNA of Sinocyclocheilus rhinocerous, 1326 nucleotides long. Its product is annotated as trypsin-1-like. NCBI's taxonomy places the organism in Eukaryota, Metazoa, Chordata, Actinopteri, Cypriniformes, Cyprinidae. Gene Ontology annotation, molecular function: serine-type endopeptidase activity. The transcript is spliced from 6 exons. Bases 129 to 1085 code for a protein of 318 amino acids. The record is from RefSeq and is a predicted model, not a curated record. Gene Ontology annotation, biological process: proteolysis.
AAAAUGAGAUGAACGUAGUGGUGGGGUGGAGACAGAGAAUUCUUGAUAAAUGCGGUGGUUCUUGUUUUCCAUCUCAUCAGAAACCUGACAGUCAAGAAACAGUCUGAUCACAGAGCAGAAUAAUAAUUAUGAAGUUCAACAGCGCUUUGAGUGUUGCUGCAAUCACACUUCUCUACAUAACAGGUUCGCUCUGCCAGUUAGAUGUAUGUGGUCGAGCCCCUCUCAAGAACAGGAUUGUUGGAGGGAAGAAUGCGACAGCAGGGGCUUGGCCGUGGCAGGUCAGCAUUCAUCUCACCUUUCAGGACAUCGACUUCGGCCAUUUCUGUGGCGGGACUCUCAUCAAUAAAGACUGGGUUUUAUCUGCAGCUCACUGCUUCCAGUGGUUCAAUGCAUCUUACAUUGUGAUGUACUUUGGGCGUCUGAACCAAUCCGGCUUUAACCUUUUUGAGACAAACAGGACAGCGAGUCGAUUCAUCAACCAUCCUAACUUUAACAUUUCUAAUCCUGACAAUGAUAUAGUGCUGGUCCAGCUCUCCUCCUCUGUGACUUUCUCUGAUUACAUUAAGCCGGUCUGUCUGGCAGCGGCUGGGAGUGUAUUUGGUGGAGGUACGGAGAGCUGGGUCACUGGAUGGGGCAGACUACAACCUGAUGGCGAGGUUCCUGACAUACUGCAGGAGGUGAUGAUACCAAUUGUGAACAACAGUGCCUGUGCUAAUGCUUAUGGAGGGGUCAACAUAAGCAUCACAAGCAAUAUGAUUUGUGCUGGAUUGCUAAAUCAGGGAGGAAAAGGUGCAUGUCAGGGAGACUCUGGAGGUCCAAUGAUCAGCAAGAGCGGCUCCCUGUGGAUUCAGUCCGGCAUUGUGAGUUUUGGUCAACGAUGUGCUGACCCCACAUUUCCCACUGUGUUCGCCAGAGUCUCUCAGUAUCAGGACUGGAUCAAGUCUAACACUGGCAGCAACCUGCCUGGAUUUGUUAAAUUCAAUUCAACAUCCAACUCCAACUUCGGAAGCGUGCCCAACCUCCUCUUAUUCCUCCUUUCUCUCACAUUCUCCCUCAUUCCUUUCUCCCUUUUCCUCACUUCCUAAAGUGUGAUUGAACAGUAAAUCUCAGGUUUGUUUGAUGAAGAGGACAGUUGUGCUGUAAAUGCUCUCAUGGUCCAGGAGAAGAGCAAGAAACAUUGAGAAUAUUCUGCAUGUUACCUUAUUUAAAGGCAGUAAUUGUGUAGUUGGUGAUGCUGUAGUUACAUUAGCUCAUGCAUGUGAGCUAUUGCUAGCUAACUGUUAAUUGCAAGAGAUUUACUUUUCACUGUGAAGGUAUUUGAUCAUA